Molecule: messenger RNA, 802 nt
Organism: Fusarium redolens
Lineage: Eukaryota; Fungi; Ascomycota; Sordariomycetes; Hypocreales; Nectriaceae
Product: cytidine deaminase-like protein
Exons: 2
Coding region: 72-593 (173 amino acids)
Biological process (GO): tRNA wobble adenosine to inosine editing
Molecular function (GO): tRNA-specific adenosine-34 deaminase activity
Source: RefSeq, a predicted model, not a curated record
CCCUCAACCUCACUACUCACAAGUCAACUCACCACCAGCACCUAGAAAAACACAGUUCAGGCAUAGCCAAAAUGAUCAGCGACCAAGAUCUCGAGCAUCUCCGUCUGGCAGUCUCACUCGCCCAAGAGGCCCUCAAAGCCGGAGACGCCCCUUUCGGUUCAGUCCUCGUAUCGUCAGACAACAAAGUCCUUCAAACCGACCGAAACCGCACUGUCACAGGCUCCAACGGCGAUGGUCGUGCUGACUCGACGCUCCAUCCCGAGUUCACUCUCGCGCGCUGGGCACAGCUCAACCUAAGUGAUGAAGAGCGCGCAAGGUCUACUGUAUACACGAGCGGUGAGCACUGCGCUAUGUGCUCUGCUGCUCAUGCGUGGUGUGGGCUUGGAAGGAUUGUGUAUGUUUCUUCAACGGAGCAGCUGGAGGCUUGGAAGGCUGAGUUUGAAGUUGGGGCGCCGGUUGCGCCGUUGAGCAUCAACCAAGUUGCUCCCGGACUCACGGUUGAAGGACCUGUGGAAGAACUGGCCAAGGAGGUUUAUCAAUUUCACGUUGAGAACUGGACGGGUAAAGGUUUCAGGUCUAAGUCAAAGGCUUGAGGUUGAGAUCUUGGUAAAGUGAGAUGCAGCGUGGCGUAUUUGGCUGGAGUUAUACAAAUAUCUAAGAAUGGUUUUAUAGCAGAAGCUUGAGAUUUACGAGUGUAAAACGAGGCCCUUUCAGAAUAAUGCUUGAUGUGUCAUUUGUCUGUGAGCUCGUGAUGUGAAACCCAUGCGUUGGGUCUUGGGUUGACUUAUAUGCUCCGUUCCAC